GUCAAAACCAUGACAUGCACACACAGCUGCAUCCUGGGCAUCCGGCGGUGAAGAGAUAAACACUCUAGAAUCAGUUUAACUCUGUUUCAGUCGAGCCUAAACCUGCUUCUCCUCCCGAGCUGACUGGAGAAGGACGGUGAAAGUCUUCUGGGAAGUGCAGAAAUUAAACACCAUGGAUGACAAGCAGCCAGGUCUUCCACCACGCAGACCAACUCUGAUUAAUAGAGGUUCUCCUAAACGAUUCUGUCUAAACACAGAGAAAAGAGUGCUUGAUGAAUACGGGAAAGUCCAAAAGUGGACUUACGGCGUAAAAGACACCAGCAGGCAAAGCAAAAUUGUUCUGCUGGUGGGAGAGACGGGCGCUGGCAAGACGACUCUCAUCAACACCAUGGUCAACUACAUACUGGAAGUGAGGUUUGAGGACGAAAUCUGGUAUGAAAUCACAGCAGAAGACGCCAGAGACCAAACAGAAUCCCAAACCUCCGAAAUCACCAUGUAUGAGGUCUUCCCGCGAAAAGAGCCGGUAUCUCUCACCGUCAUCGAUACCCCAGGAUACGGAGACACUAGAGGGCUGGAAAAAGACAUGGAAGUGGCUGAGAACUUGGCCGUUCUGUUCCAGAGCAACGACGGAGUUCGCGAAAUUGACGCCGUGUGUUUCGUGAUCCAGGCGUCCAAGAAUCGUCUUUCAGACAGACAGCAUUACGUUAUCAGUUCAGUCCUGUCUUUGUUCGGAAAAGACAUCGUGAACAACAUCGUGUUUUUAAUCACGCACGCCGACGGCAUGGAACCCAAAAACGUCCUCGGCGCUAUUCACAAAGCCAGAAUCCCCUGCAGACGGGACAAACACGGCCAACCUGUUUAUUUCUUAUUCAACAACCGGCAAGCCGAUGACCGGCAAACCGAGAGACGCUUCAGCCGUGUUCAAAGAAGAGCUUGGGAAGACAGCAUGGACGACAUGAAGCAUUUCCUUCGGUCUCUGGACAUAAAGAACAGAAGAAGCUUAGAGCUGACUUCGCACGUCCUGAUUCAGAGAAUUCGAUUCGGAGCGUUCAUCUCUAACCUACAGCUGCAAAUUCAAGAGAUGGAGCUGAAAAAGGCGGAAAAGGUGCAGAUUCAAGAGGCAAUGAUACAAAACAAGAAAAAGAUCGACGAGUGCAAGAACUUCACCUUUAUGCUCAAAAAGACGGUGAAGCUGAAGGUGCCCACUGAGAGCGCGUCGUGGAAGAACAGGAAGGCGACGACCUGCACCGUCUGCGAGGAAAACUGCCACGAGUUUGGCUGCUGGUGGGCCUCGGGUCCCAGCCGCUGCGAAGUCAUGAAAAACGGCUUCUGCACCGUGUGCACGCGCAGGUGCCACCACAGCCAGCACGUCAAACAAAACCACAAGUACAUCCUCAAACACUCCAGCAUAAAAGUGGAAUUCGACAACUUCCUACGAAAAUUCGAAAGAGCCGAAAAGAACUCCGAGACGUUUUCGGUCUUGAAGGACAGGCUCGACAAGGACCUGCAGGGGAUCGAGGACCAGAUCAUGAUUCUUCUGUUCAACGCUUACAGGACCAUCAGGCAGCUGUCCGAGAUCGCAUUAAAACCGGACUCCGCUUUCACUCUUAAGCAUCUGGACUUCUUCAUCCCCAGAGUGAAGGAGGCAGGGAAAGAAAACUGGGUCCGAGAGCUGGAGGAGAUGAGGAGGAGCGCCGAAGCUGAAGAAUCAAAUAAAGAUGCUCUGAGUUAUCUUCAGGCGGGGAUGGCACAUCUAGCGGUCGGCAAAGAACAAGAGCACACAGGACGGCUGAUGAACCAGGAAUAAUGAAGAAAACAGUUUGCAAUGAGAAAUAAAUGCAUCUGAAGAUAACGUUCAUGCAUUCAAGAGUUUGCGUUUAUGACAAACUCUUGAAUGUUGGUUCAUGUAAUUCAAUUCUGUAAAAUAAUCUGUGUACUAGACGGUAGCUUUAAUGUAAAAGGUCACAACUUCAAACACAAUUUUCAUUUUUUCAUCAGUCCUACAUACUUUUACAUUUCUAUUAUUACCGGCUGUCUGCUCGUCGGUCUCUGUGGCGCUCGUCUUAAACUCUUGUCAAAUAAAAACAUUGCGCUCUGCAAAGGUCUCACGUUCUUUUGAGUUCACUUACAAUGCACCAAGAAAUCCAGGUUCUGUGUUCGGUCUUUCGUUCCACCAAGAAACCUUUCGUCACAAAGAAUCAGGUUUUGCAAGCUAAUGCAGUGUUGCUCUUAGAAAUGCAAAACCUUCACAACCUCCGCGAAUGUUGUAUUAUACAGAAAUAAAUUCGACUCGGCUCAUACGCACGUCUACAUUUUAAACAGAAAUGCAAGGGGGUUAGAUAUUUAAUUUCUCAAAACACUGAGAUUUAAAGCAAACGAACGAUUUGACGCAUGAUAACGGUGAAUUUAAACGGCUGUGUUUGCCAAAUUAAACAAGUGUCGUUAGUUUAGAACUGUGUGUAGAGUUUUGCAGAUCGGUCUCAGGAUCAGACACGAGUGGAUGUUUUUCUUUGCGCUGUGGUUUUUCAGAGAAACCAUUUGAUUUGUUCCGCUGCCUGCAGAAAGGAAACGAAACCAAUUCGGUCUUCAUAUGCAAUUUUGCCCUUAGUCACAUUUACGUUUAUUUUUUUGAUUAAUCCCACCUAAUGUUAAAGUCUUUAAAUAUGCUUUUUAUAUUGCAAUAAUUUCACAUUCAAUCUUCAAAUUAAGGUAGAAACAACCAUUAAAUGAGUCAGAAAGGCAUGACACACAUAAGAGAGUAUAAUGCAGACACAGAACAAAAAACACAGAAAAUUAAAUCAUGCACUAUACAGUAAAAGUAAUAUAAUAAUGAAGUAAAAAUAUAAGCAU
This is a messenger RNA of Puntigrus tetrazona (Sumatra barb), 2850 nucleotides long. RefSeq lists its product as uncharacterized. NCBI's taxonomy places the organism in Eukaryota, Metazoa, Chordata, Actinopteri, Cypriniformes, Cyprinidae. The record is from RefSeq and is a predicted model, not a curated record. Gene Ontology annotation, molecular function: GTP binding.